Solanum stenotomum is the source of this 994-nucleotide messenger RNA. RefSeq lists its product as uncharacterized. The transcript has 4 exons. The coding region runs from base 29 to 895 and encodes 288 amino acids. Gene Ontology annotation, biological process: regulation of flower development. Gene Ontology annotation, molecular function: protein binding. Gene Ontology annotation, cellular component: nucleus. The record is from RefSeq and is a predicted model, not a curated record. Lineage: Eukaryota; Viridiplantae; Streptophyta; Magnoliopsida; Solanales; Solanaceae.
CAGUAUAGCCAUUUUUUGAAUAAAAAGAAUGGCUUUCACUCCUCAUGAUCAUGAAUACUAUACUAGUCAUGGCGUUUUCUCCAAUGAAUUCAUCAAUUCUUCUCUUGUUACUACUACUACUAAUCCUCUCUCCCAAAUAACCCCCAGUACUUCAGUUUAUGAACAUAAUAUUAAUGAACAACUAGUGAAUAUAAAUUCACUAGAUCAUUAUGUGCCACCCUCAAUUUCAAUGAUGCCAUGGUUCCCUGAGCGGCUAGGGGUUUCCGACAUGACGGUGCCGAUACUACUACCAGCAUCAUCUAAUUCUAGUGACUAUAGUACUAAUACUCAUCAGGUUUAUGCAGUCGACAAAUACAAUAAUAACAGAUGCAACGGCCAACACCACGAGGGUUGUGAAUCUUGGGAUGAAAAUACUGACCAUGCUUUUGAAUCCAACUUCUGGUCCUCUUGUCCUCUCGUUACCUCCUCCAAUAAUUGGGGGGCUCAAAGGGAAACAAGUCCAAAAAUCAAAGAAACGCCGGUAAUGAAGAUCGGCAGGUACUCAGAAGAGGAAAGAAAGGACAGAAUUCUCCGAUACCUCAAGAAAAGAAAUCAAAGGAAUUUUAACAAAACUAUUAAGUAUGCUUGUCGCAAAACCCUAGCAGACAAACGUGUUCGAGUUCGUGGAAGAUUUGCAAAGAAUAAUGAAGCCUGUGAUGAUCAUGAAGUCCUCAUCAAGGGGAAUGUUAAUUACCACCAAGACAAAGAUGUUUGCUAUGAUCAUAAUCCACAAAUCCAGAUGAAACAUGGUGGUGAUCAUUAUAAUGAUCAGGAGAAUUGGGUAGAAGAGGCAAUCACAAAUUUUAUGUAUAUACCUUAUAUAGGUAGCUCCUAUGAUGGAAAUUUCAUAAGCUGAUAGCCAUUUGUUUAUUACUCCACUACUUAAGUCUCUCUCUAAUUAUAAAGUUGAUGUACUCCCAUCCAUUAUUUAUCAAUGAAUGAAUGAAUAGUUGAG